Melitaea cinxia (Glanville fritillary) is the source of this 1240-nucleotide messenger RNA. RefSeq names its product dynein light chain 2, cytoplasmic. NCBI's taxonomy places the organism in Eukaryota, Metazoa, Arthropoda, Insecta, Lepidoptera, Nymphalidae. Gene Ontology annotation, cellular component: cytoplasmic dynein complex. The record is from RefSeq and is a predicted model, not a curated record. The transcript has 3 exons. Gene Ontology annotation, biological process: microtubule-based process; cilium assembly. Gene Ontology annotation, molecular function: dynein light intermediate chain binding; dynein intermediate chain binding. Bases 127 to 396 code for a protein of 89 amino acids.
CUCCGUUGAAAGAAGCCAUAUUACCAAUUGAAAGAAUCCUCUAGAAAGUAGGCAAGGAAUCUCCGGUAUCAAAAUCAUUUUGUGAAAAAAAUUGUUCAUAUACCGACGUAAAACUACACAGACAAGAUGUGCGACCGUAAAGCGGUGAUCAAGAACGCGGACAUGAGCGAGGAAAUGCAGCAGGAUGCGGUGGACUGCGCGACGCAGGCUCUCGAAAAGUUUAACAUUGAAAAGGAUAUAGCUGCUUUCAUCAAGAAGGAGUUUGACAAGAAGUACAACCCGACGUGGCACUGCAUCGUGGGCAGGAACUUUGGCUCUUAUGUGACGCACGAGACGCGUCAUUUUAUCUACUUUUACUUGGGCCAAGUAGCGAUACUCCUGUUCAAGAGCGGCUAGGCCGUUCCCCGUUCCGUCUAAAUUUUAUGUUGUUAGUGACAGACUCGGACCGUGGCUCUGCCCCGGCCGCUAUCUACAGUGUAGAGGCGGCCGGGGAGCCCUGUGUGUGACGGAUCUCUGACGCACCUCACUUGUACGUUUGUACCGUUAGCUACUCAAGAAAGUUCACUCGGGUUCACUUCUAGUGUCUUUAUGUAUAAUCGGAAGGAAAUUUUAGUUAAUUCCUAGACUAUACCUAGCGUAGCCUAAAGUCAUAUGUUUAGUACUUAUCUAAAAUUUGUUUUUUUUUGUUGAUUCUUUCAUUGGAGAUAUUUUUCAAUACUUCUAUUAUUAUUAAAGUUUCUUAACAAACGGUUGUUUUAAUUUGAUGCUAUGUUUAUAGCUGUAUUGAGCGGAUUGCGAUAUACUUAAGCUGUCUGACACUAUUGUUUAUAACCAUUUAUACAUAUAACACAAUGUGAUUUUGAAGAAUAUGUCAAAAUUACUACACUAAUAUUUAGUUGUGAAUACCUUAUUUGCAUUUAAUAAAAACUAUUUAGUCUUGUAUUUAUAUAAAAUGCACAUUGUAAUUAACCUAUUGGGCAAAAAAUCUUGUUGAUUUGAAAUUGCAAGGUUUUAUUUUUUAUCCCAAUUAAUAUGUUAAUAAAAUUAGCACGUGACUAAAUGAAGAAUCUUAUGUUCAGUAUUCACAUUAAAUUUUUGUUCCAAUUUGAUGAUUGUUCCUUCAAUAAAUGUGAUUUGUAAAAUGCGCAACAAAAUUGCUUUUUCUAUUUAUGUUUAUAAAGCACUAUUUAAAUUACGUCAUUGUUCUAUAGGUAUAAGUCAAUAUACGUAUAAGCUAUGA